CGUAUCUAACGUUAUUUUUAAAACUAUACGAAAGUUUAUUAAGACAUUUAUAUUUUUUCUAGUUCGAGAGAAACGUCAUCUCCGUAAUAUCGAAGCGCCAUCUACUUCCUUUCGAAUAAAACAAAAGUAAAUGCGCGGGUAACGUCUACUUUAUUGAGCAUCUCUGCAGCGUUGCACUUGUUGCAUUAGAUUGCGAUAUUAAUUUCAUUUGAAAUUCAUUUAAGUUGAAUCAAUUUAUUUCUAAUCAAUAUGUUCGAAGCACGUUUAGUACAAAGUGCGAUCCUGAAGAAGGUGUUGGACGCUGUAAAGGAUCUUUUAUCUGAAGCAACAUUUGAAUGUUCUGACUCUGGAAUUCAAGUACAAGCUAUGGACAAUGCUCACGUUUCUUUGGUUUCACUUAAUUUAAGAAGUGAUGGUUUUGAUAAAUACAGAUGCGACAGAAAUUUGUCCAUGGGAAUGAGCAUUGCAACAAUGUCCAAGAUAUUAAAAUGCGCUGGUACAGAAGAUACUGUAACAUUGAGAGCAUGGGACAACCCAGAAGUCAUUGCUUUUGUUUUUGAGUCACCAAGCAAAGAAAAACUUGCUGAAUAUGAAAUGAAACUUAUUAAUAUGGACCAAGAACAUCUUGGUAUUCCUGAAACAAAUUACUCUUGCGUAGUCAAGAUGCCUUCCCAGGAAUUUGCUCGUAUCUGUAGAGAUUUGAGUCAAUUUGGGGAAUCGAUAACAUUUGCCUGCUCUAAAGAAGGUAUUAAGUUUACAGCGUCUGGGGAUCAUGGAACAGCUAAUGUCAAACUCGCACAAACUGCGGAGGCAGAUAAAGAAGAAGAUGCAGUAAUUGUUAACAUGCAAGAACCGGUUAAGUUAACAUUUGCUUGUCGUUAUUUAAACUGCUUCAUAAAGGCGAGUCCUUUAUGCGCACAAGUACAACUUUCGAUGUCUAGUGACGUUCCAUUAGUAUGCGAAUAUAAGAUUGGAGAGAUUGGUCACAUUAGGUAUUACCUGGCACCUAAGAUCGACGAGGAUGAUAAUUAAGAAAAACCCCACCAAAAAAAAAAAAAAAACCUGUCAUAUUAUUCUAUUUUGUACAUGCCUGUAAUUAUCACAAUGAUAAUGGUUCUUCCUUUUUUACAUAGCUUGAUAUUUGUUGUGUAUUUGUUUUUCCUUUUUUUUUUCUCUUUUUUCCAAAUUCUGACAUGGUACCUAUAUAUUAUCGUCAUUGUAUUUAUUUUUGUAGCUUCAUAAAUUUUUUCGUUUACUAUAUAUAUAUAUAUAAAAUAUA
This is a messenger RNA of Polistes dominula (European paper wasp), 1279 nucleotides long. RefSeq names its product Proliferating cell nuclear antigen (gene PCNA). Gene Ontology annotation, cellular component: PCNA complex. Gene Ontology annotation, biological process: leading strand elongation; regulation of DNA replication; translesion synthesis. The record is from RefSeq and is a predicted model, not a curated record. Lineage: Eukaryota; Metazoa; Arthropoda; Insecta; Hymenoptera; Vespidae. Gene Ontology annotation, molecular function: DNA binding; DNA polymerase processivity factor activity.